CCCAGAUCUGUAUCUCUUCCACAUCCCUAUUUCUUCUCCCAAGCAGCUUCUUCCACCAGACCACCACAACCUCUUCUCCUCCCCUUCGCACAGGAGCCCAGUCAUACCAUCGCAGCCUCUAUGGUGAAGACUACCGCCGCUAUGGUGAAGACCGCCGCCGCCGCCGCUAUGGUGAGGACCACCGCCGUUGUCAUGAAGUCAACCACCGUCGCCGCCGGAGUCUGUCUUCUCUUCUUCGAAUGUUGGCAUUUUGAUAACAAAAAAUUGGCAUUCGCAUAUGCUAGAUCUGCAACGGUAGAUGGCAGAUUUGCAGUAGCAUAUGCUGAAGUAGUUGUGAUAGUGUCCGGAUCUACAACUGCAGUGGUCGGUGGAUGGUAGAUCUGCCAAAUCUCUGGCGUUUCCCGCCAGAUCUGCAGCGGCUAUAGGCAUAUCAGCAGUGGCGGCAGAGAGAUCUGCAGCGGGGGUCAGUUCUGAUGUGGCGGCAACCGGCGGCGACCUGCGGCGACCUGCGACGACCGGCGGGAAGUGGUGGGCCGGCGUUUUGAUAGGCUGCAGCAUAAUUUUCCAGUUUCAAGGGCAUUUUUGUCUAAUUACAAAUAUUAACUCCUAUUUAUGACAUUUUUAUACUUUAG
Molecule: messenger RNA, 632 nt
Organism: Cuscuta epithymum
Lineage: Eukaryota; Viridiplantae; Streptophyta; Magnoliopsida; Solanales; Convolvulaceae
Source: the annotation of a GenBank genome assembly